Molecule: messenger RNA, 1109 nt
Organism: Striga asiatica
Lineage: Eukaryota; Viridiplantae; Streptophyta; Magnoliopsida; Lamiales; Orobanchaceae
Source: the annotation of a GenBank genome assembly
CGUUAGACCAUCUCCACCGCGGCCAUCGUUAGUUCAUCAUGGCCAUGCACUUUCCGGCAACUUUCACGGCGUGCCUACUUUUGGCCAACCUUUUGACCAUCGUGAGUUCGACCAAUGAAAUUGAAGUUGAGGACGAACAUCCGUUUACAUACGAGGAGAAUACCGAGAAGGGUCCCGAGCAUUGGGGGGACCUAAAUCCGAGCUGGCGAGUUUGUGAUACCGGAAACUUCCAAUCUCCGAUCGAUUUACGCCACGAAAAAGUCGAGCUUUUGUCGGGGCUCGGGCAAUUGAGGAGAACGUACAAACCGGCCCCAGCUGUAGUGAGAAAUCGAGGACAUGAUAUUAUGGUACAGUGGAAAGGGGAUGCAGGGGGAAUUAUUAUAAACGAGACUCGGUACAACUUAAUCCAAUGCCAUUGGCAUACUCCUUCUGAACACCGUGUUGAUGGGAAAAGNUUUAAUAUGGAGUUGCAUAUGGUUCAUAACAACUCACAAGGACAAAUUGCUGUCGUGGGCAUAUUGUAUGCAUUGGGGCGUCCAGAUACGUUUCUCACGAAGCUUUUACCAAAUAUAACAUCACUUAAUGAGGAGGGAAAUGAACUGGGUGUUGUUAAUCCAUGGGAAAUCAAGUUUGGAAGUAGAAAAUACUACAGAUACAUUGGUUCUCUUACAGUGCCACCAUGCACAGAAGGUGUUAUUUGGACACUGCUUACAAAGGUGAGGACAGUGUCAAGGGAGCAACUAAGAGCAUUGAGAGAUGCAGUCCAUGAUGGUUUUGAGGAGAAUGCAAGACCAACUCAGAGUUUGGAUGGGAGAUCUGUAUACAUGUAUCACCCUGAGCUUUGAGAAUUCCAGCGCAUGGAUAUAUCAUUGCUUUUGAUACUAUUUAAGAGAGAUAGUAUUUAUUUUAUCUAUGUUUCGAUGUAGGGUGUGUGGUCAAGGUGUUUGGCUUAUUCAUUAUGUUAAUUUUUUUCAUGUUUGAACUCAAAUGAGUUUUAAUGUGUCAUGAACCAAUUGAAAAAGUGGAAUUAUGAUAAUACUCAUGUGUUUUGUAAUUACCAUAAGUUAGCUUAUAAACUUAUGGAUGCAAAUAAUUUUUUGUUGGUAGGA